CUAACUCCGAGUUCACACCCUGUCUCUCUCAAAUCAAAACCCACCAUAUAUCUCCCUUUCGACGCUGAAAUUUCUUCAUAACGUUCAUAUUUCACCACUCCUUCAUUUUCACAAAACUCAAAAUACCCAAAACCACACAGAGAGAGCUCUUCAUCUAUCCAUUUGACAGAGCCAAAGCACAGCAAGAAGAUGAAGGAAGGGCUCGUGGAACCUGCCUUCGUAUUCGAGGAAGAAACCUACCUCACCGUUUCCAAAACCUCCCUCUUCUUCGCCGGCGACGGCUUCUCCGUCUACGAUCGCAACGCUCAACUCGUCUUCCGAGUCGACUCGUACGGCCCCGACCCCCACGACAGGACCGAGCUCGUCCUCAUGGACGCCACCGGCCGCUGCCUUCUCACCGUCCGUCGAAAGAGGCCGAGUCUGCAUCACCGGUGGGAAGGGUAUGUCGGGGAGAGGAUGGAGGGCCAGAAGCCAAUCUUCAGCGUCCGCCGCUCGUCCAUAAUCGGACGGUCGAGCGUGACCGUGGAAGUCUUCCGGGAGUCACCGGAGGAGUACCAGAUCGAAGGGUCGUUCGCGCAGCGCUGCUGCACGAUCUUCAACGCUGAGAAGGAACCGGUUGCUGAGAUCCGACGCAAAGUGGAUGCUUCCACCCAAGUGGUGCUUGGGAAGGACGUCUUCUCUCUCGCACUCAGGCCUGGAUUCGAUGCAGCUUUUUCCAUGGGACUGGUGCUCGUGCUUGACCAGAUCAACGGCGAUGGGUUUGUGGAGGAGGAGGUGGAGAUGGACCUGACCGCAGAGGAAUAGUGUGAGUUGGAUUGGGUGGACUGAAACGUACAGCUGAAUAUUUGGAGUGUUUAGCGGGGAGGGAACCUCUUGUCUUGGUUGUAGAUCUUUCUUUGUAUUUUUCUUGCACUUGCUAAUUAAAAACGAGAUUAUGUAAAAUUUUAUUCCUUCGUAUCUCACUCAAAAAUAAUUAAUAAUAAUUAACAACAUGAUGUUACUUUGCA
This is a messenger RNA of Rosa rugosa (rugosa rose), 1007 nucleotides long. Its product is annotated as protein LURP-one-related 12-like. The coding region runs from base 190 to 804 and encodes 204 amino acids. The transcript is spliced from 2 exons. The record is from RefSeq and is a predicted model, not a curated record. Lineage: Eukaryota; Viridiplantae; Streptophyta; Magnoliopsida; Rosales; Rosaceae.